AUGGACGACCCCAAAGUGACGACGAAGCAGGAGAUGGCGACGGCUCAGCAGAUCAAGAGACUCCUGCUGGAGUCGGACUUCGCCUACGAGGUGACGGAAGAUAAGGAGGCGUUCGCGCCUCAUCCAGAGAACCGCUACACCAUGGGCCUUGAGCCGAUGGACGUGCACGAUCUCUUGCAGCUGAUCGCCAACAAGGGAUGGUGCGACGACGCAGCCGCUGGAGCGACGGCGUUCGAGCUCAGCGAGGACCCGCAGACCAGGGCAAAGCAGCUGCAGUUCCAGGUGGAUCUCGUGGCCCGCUCGGGCGAACUGCUUGCCCCGUCGGAGCCCCACGAGGUCAAGUACCUGACGGUCGGUGGUUCCCACACGCUUGCUGGCAGCAGGUGCGUGCAUCACAGAUGCAAGAGCCACGUCGCAGCGCUGUGCACGGAGGACGGCAGGCUUUCUCGCGAGAAGGUCUUGGCCCAUUGCCCGACCUACGCUGUGCCGCUCGACCGAGGCAUGCACUUCACCAUCAUCAGGAAGGACAUCGAGCAGGUGUGCCCAACGUUGCCAGAAUUUCUCCAGCGCGCUGGCAACGCCAAGCACGGAACGGAGAGGCAGCAAACGCAGAUUCAGUUGUUGUGCCAAAUACACCAGAUGGCGAUUGCCAACUACCAGAAGCACGGCGACUCCCGCUGGGACUACAUCGCGAGGGAGGUGAACAAGAUUCCCUCGGCCAAGGGCAUCGCGAUCGACCUGUGCGCAUACGUCCGCCAAUGGAGUGGCGGUUCGGCAGCCCCAUUUCUAGCGGAGCUGAAGGAAUUCGCGUCGAGCCUGGCGGUGCGCCGUGAGAUCAAGGGCCCCGUGUGGAGGGCGUUGGCUAGCUUGGAGUUCUCGCAGGGGGCUGAGUACGUCACCUCGUGCGUGAAGGCGAUGAUGUGUUCGCCAGACCACUUCACGCGCGAUGGCGAGUCGACCCUGCUGGCAUCGAGCGAUAUCCAGACCACCAUCGCUGCCGCAUUCGUGAAGGCUUUCCCCGAGAUCCCAAAGUCUGAUCGUGUGAAGCUGGUCGCGUCGAUGGAGACUCGCGCAGUCAUGGGCAUCCACGGCAAGAAGUCGCGCUGCAGGCAGCACGACGAUACGCUGAAGGGCGUCCAGGUCAUGUUCUUGCAGGAGUUGUACCAGCUGCAUCCCAGCGCCAGGUCGAUGGACCCGCCUUUCUCCGUCGACGGCGCCUCGAGGGUUCAAGCCAUGGACUCCAACGCCAGCGCCAGUGGCAUGCGCGAGUUCGCAGGUGCGUCCAUCAGCGUGGACGGGGCCAAGGCCAUGGGCUACACAGUCGGGUGCAUCCUGAAGCCGCGCGCCACCGACGCCGAGUCCAAGCCGAUGGUGCUCAUGAACUUUGUCGGCCAGGAGGUGGUCAUCAGGUCCGAGUUCGAGGGCGACCUGGACUUUGAGGUCAAGGGCGAGCCGCCCACGCCGCCGCCGACGAUCACCAUGUCCCUGGCCAAGUGCAUCGACGAUUUCAAGGCCAGCCUUUUUUGA
This is a messenger RNA of Prorocentrum cordatum, 1527 nucleotides long. The record is from the annotation of a GenBank genome assembly. Lineage: Eukaryota; Dinophyceae; Prorocentrales; Prorocentraceae.